UAACAAAGACAACGUUUUCGCUGCACUGUUAUUUUUUUUUUUAAAUGAAUGCAACUGUGAUUCUGUAUUGCAAAAAAGUCCAAAAAGUUAAGCUAAGAGUUUGUUUAUUUUUGUGCAGCUUGUAUGUCAUUUGUUCCAAUUAGAGCAACAAUUAUAGAAAGAAAAACUAAACAUUUGUCCAUAUGAGUGUUUAUUUUGUGGUGUUUUUAAUAUUCCCUUUUUUCGGGGGCUUCACUUCCGUUUCCUCGUCGUCACGGCCACACAGAACUGAUUUUGGUUUACACUACGAGACAAAUAAUGAACACAUCGGUACCGGGCUCAACUCACCCAGCGGACGAUUUAAGCUGCUUAUAGUAACCUGUCUGACCGACGCCGCUGGACUUAGUGGUUCCAAUCUCCCGUUUAGAGCAAUAUGAGCAACUUGUGUGUGUUUGCAUUGACUGCAGUGAGCCUACAAAGUGCGCAGAGGGUCUUAUCUCGGUAGCUAGCGUUAGCUCUGCAAAGCUGCUCUCUGUGGCCCGCCCUGGCUGUAUCUAUCACCGGACAGGUACUUUUCGGUAAGCUAAGACUCAGCACCAUGAAUCUCUUGCGUCUCGUGUGCCGCCACAAGACGGCGCUGGUCAUCGGUACUGUGUGCAGCUUUGCUGUAGUUCUGGUCUUCUUGGCCAAAUGUACCUCAGAAACCCUGAAACAGGGCCACCAGGAUCCUCCUGGCCUAGCCCCUCAUGCCAAUGCUUUGCAGCCCCGUCCAGAGCAGCCUAAUGCCCCCUCCACAUCCAAAGACUCCUCAGCAUUCCUUGUGGUCCUCAUCACAACCGGACCUAAGUACACAGAGCGGAGGAGUAUCAUCCGCAGCACGUGGCUGGCCAAGCGGGACUCUGAUGUUCGGGCCAUGUUUGUGGUGGGAACUCAGGGACUUCCCAAUGAGGACCUUCAGAAUCUUAACACCGAGCAAGGGCGGCACAAGGACUUGCUCUUGCUGCCUGACUUGCGAGAUUCUUACGAGAACUUAACUCUGAAGCUGUUGCACAUGUACUCCUGGCUGGACCAGAAUGUGGAGUUCAAGUUUGUCUUCAAAGCAGAUGAUGACACAUUUGCUCGCUUGGACCUCCUGAAGGAGGAACUGAAGGGGAAAGAGCCUAAUCGGUUGUACUGGGGCUUCUUCUCAGGGAGGGGGCGAGUGAAAACAGCGGGGAAGUGGCGAGAAAGCUCUUGGGAGCUUUGUGACUACUACCUGCCCUAUGCACUGGGUGGCGGAUACAUCCUCUCAGCUGACCUGGUGCAUUAUGUGCAUCUUAACGCAGGGUACUUCAAGACGUGGCAGAGUGAGGAUGUGUCACUGGGUGCCUGGCUGGCACCAGUGGAUGUUCGGCGGACACAUGACCCACGCUUUGACACAGAGUACAAAUCGCGUGGUUGCAACAACAAAUACCUGGUGACACAUAAGCAGAGCUUGGAGGACAUGUUGGAAAAACACCAGACUCUGCAGCGUGAUGGCAGGCUCUGCAAGGAGGAAGUCAAGCUGCGAUUAUCGUAUGUGUAUGACUGGAGUGUGCCACCCUCACAGUGCUGCCAAAGGAAGGAUGGCAUUCCUUAAUUUUUGUCCUUUUUACAAGGCUGAAGUUGGCUUCUGAUUUGUAUUAUUUGAGUUGGGAAAAGAUUAAGACAUAAUGUUUUUUAACCAAUUCUCCAUUGUUACACUAUUUAAAGUUGUGUGACGGGUCCCAGAUAUCAUAAAAAAUGCCUUAAUCCUGUUUAAAAAAACUAUUUUCAGAUUCAGAGAACCAUUAUUCUCAUGCCGAUAACAAAAAAAGGGUGAUUUCAAUGUUUUUUCGUCAUGUAGACCGUGCAAGAGCAGGUUAAAAAAACACUAUAGGGAACUUUUAGAGUUUUCAUGUUCAUUAAGUAUAGGUUUGACAAAUUUAGGCAUGGUGGUUUUUGAGCUAGAUCUGGUCUAAUGUUGUCUAGAUGGAGGAAAAGUAAUGACAUUACCUCUUUUUCAGUUUUCACAAACCUAAUAAAGGUUUACCAAAUCCGUUUGAUGUGGUCUGGAUGAAGAACAAGUAAUUGAAUCACACAUUUUUUCUGUUUUUGGAAACAGAACUUUAAGUGGAGUAACAACAGAGAAUUCACUCAAAAUCCAUAUCCCAUAACUCUUAAGUAGGAAGCUAACUUCAGCCUAGUGUCCUUUUUGACUUGUAAACUCCUUUGGCCUUGUUAUUUGGACCCAUGCUUAUGUCAGUGCUCUCCUUACCUACAGUUUACCACUCUGGUGGCCUACUUCUCUCCUCUGUCAGUGCUUCUUCUGCUGUACCUUUUGCUUAAUAUUUUCCAGCACUAUGAGAUAUGUUUAAGGUUAUUUCAGUGUAGUAGAUAGUACAGUGAAACACAGAUGGGAGAUUCUUAUCCUGCCAUGAUGUCUACAUUUUUUGUGAAAGCAAAUUGUUUUGUAUUUUAUUUAUUGUUAAUUUAUUCUGCAGCAAACACAACACACUGAUAUUGAGCUGGGACAGAAGCACAGUGGCUGUGGUUGCUGUUUGUGAGUAGAGUUUGUAUUUAUAAAUUUGUUGGGGGGGGGGGUCAUAUAUAUAUAUAUAUAAUUCACAGAAUUAAUGGACAAGAAAUGUUAACUUUUUAAAUGUAAAACCUUUGUUUACUGCUAAUGGUACACAAAGUGUCAUGUGUUUUGGAGGUACAAAGAAUGUAAGAGAAAAUGGUUUAAUGUGCUUUAUUCAGCAGGCCUUCUUAUUCCUGAAACAGUCUAAAAUUUAAAGGUUCUAUAUAUAACUUUCAGAAAACUGUUGUUAAUAGUGACACCAGUGGCUGUUAAGGAAACUGCAGUCAACAACAUGUUGCUCGCAUUAGCACUCUGUACACAGUCCGGGCACAAGCUAGCAUCAUCCUAGCCGUCGGCCAAAGGGGACAUACCGUACACAAGACUGAACACUGGAAAAUACAGUUACAGUCAUAUUUAGAAUAACAUUACAGUCUGCAAUGUUGCAGUAUUUUUUUGGACCAUUGACUUCAUGCUACUAACCAGCUUGCUGUUUACAAAUCCCAUCAGCCAACAUCAUGAAGCAACCAAUGCCAGACACACAACACGCAGCCAAGCCACAGCCAGCCGGCCAACCCCAGCUUAGCUCAGGCUACAUUUAGCUAGCUGGAUGCCCCUGCCUCCAGCAAUCGUUUGUUUUGUUUCCGUUACAUAAUUUAUUGUUGGCUAAAAUCAACACAGUUUGUCAUACUACAUAAGUUAGUAUCAUGGAUCAUGUUAGCUGGGAAAAAAUUUUGCAAGCUAACGUUAGCCAACUGACAUAUCAACUCAUCUCACGUUAGCGAGCGAGCAAGCUAAGGUUAGCCAGCUAGCUGAAUAACGUUAUCCGGCGCUGGCUGCCCCCGCAGUGACAGCCGGCAAAGUAACCUACAAACGUAAAGGUAGCCAGAUCACCACCUUAAUUAAUACUAUAAUAAUAAUAUGUAAAAUGCUUCAGAGAUUUACGUAUGGAACCUUUAAAGUUUAAGUCAGUACAUUUACUGUUCAUGGAUAUCAAGUUAUUUGUGAAUGUUUGUUUGCAGAUUCAGACUGAAAAACUUGAUAUAGACUACCAGCUGGCACUUUUUUUUUUAAAUAGAAAUAUCAUUUUAAAGUCCAUGAGUAUUCAAUGAUGUGAUGUCAGUAGCUGUGUCCCAAAACUUGUGAAAUGUGUACAGCGUUGAUUUAAAGGGUACGAUAUGUUGGAGCACAAACAGAUGAGGAGUGCUGCAAAAAGAGCCACAUCCAAGUUCAUUUUAAUGACCGCUGUUACGUUUUUAUGAACAAUGACAUGAUUAUUUUUCACUGUUGUCACUAGCAGAACACAACUUAAGUUUCAGUGUUCGUUUUUACGUACAUGGUCAGCCUCCCUGGAUGUUUUAUUAAAAACUUUCAAUGUA
Messenger RNA from Morone saxatilis (striped sea-bass), 3933 nucleotides. It is a transcript of the gene b3galt6, whose product is annotated as UDP-Gal:betaGal beta 1,3-galactosyltransferase polypeptide 6. Gene Ontology annotation, molecular function: UDP-galactosyltransferase activity. The record is from RefSeq and is a predicted model, not a curated record. The transcript is spliced from 2 exons. Gene Ontology annotation, biological process: glycosaminoglycan biosynthetic process. NCBI's taxonomy places the organism in Eukaryota, Metazoa, Chordata, Actinopteri, Moronidae. Gene Ontology annotation, cellular component: membrane. The coding region runs from base 578 to 1597 and encodes 339 amino acids.